Messenger RNA from Schistocerca nitens (vagrant locust), 3857 nucleotides. It is a transcript of the gene RNaseX25, whose product is annotated as ribonuclease Oy. The coding region runs from base 367 to 1203 and encodes 278 amino acids. The transcript is spliced from 4 exons. Gene Ontology annotation, biological process: RNA catabolic process. Gene Ontology annotation, cellular component: extracellular region. Gene Ontology annotation, molecular function: ribonuclease T2 activity; RNA binding. The record is from RefSeq and is a predicted model, not a curated record. Lineage: Eukaryota; Metazoa; Arthropoda; Insecta; Orthoptera; Acrididae.
GCGCGCAUUAAAUGUCAGCUGUUGAACACGACCUUGAGCGUAGUUCCCUCACACGGCGUAUGGUAGACAAGACGUAAGAACUGAUAACGACUUUAUUGUCCAUGUCCAAUCUGAGUGCGUGUUGGCGCAAUUCCGAAGUGAACAAAAUUAAUCCCACGACGUGUGCACUUGGUCCAUGACAGAUAGUUAAGCAGAAAACUAAUUUUUUUCGCUGCACCACAAGCGCUCGGUGACUGGUGAGAAAGCAUACGUCAAACAUCUACCAUUUCCCUGAAGUACACGUAAAUUUUCGGUCGUCUUUUUACAGAACACCUAAACCAUUUUCGGAAUAUACAAACUGACAGACAAAGUGUGCUCCUACACAAAAUGACAAAGAUUCAAGUAAUAGGCCUACUAAUUAUCAGUUUUGCUGCAAUGUGCACCACAAGUAACUCAAAGGAACAUGACUGGGAUGUACUUAUAUUUACUCAGCACUGGCCAGUAACUGUCUGUUUGCAGUGGAAAGAAAAGGAAGAGCAGCAUACUUGCAGUUUUCCAACAGUAAAGAACAUCUGGACCAUUCAUGGGAUAUGGCCAUCGAAGCUGGGCACGAGGGGUCCCCAGUACUGCAAUUCAAGUUUACACUUUGAUUUAAAUUCCUUACAACCCAUCAGGCAGAAGCUGGAUCAGUACUGGAUCAAUGUCUAUAAUGGAACGGAAUCUGCAUUGUGGAAGCAUGAGUGGCAGAGGCAUGGUACUUGUGCUGCAAGUCUUCCAGACCUUAAUUCAGAGCUUAAGUACUUCAGCAAGGGUCUGGAAUGGUUGGAAGCAUAUGGAAUGGAUCACAUAUUGCCCAAAGCUGGCAUCAAAAUGGAUUAUGCUGAAGGAUUCUCUGCUCAGGAGUUCUCUGAUGCUGUCGUGAGUGUCCUUGGAGUUGACCCUGAUAUUCAAUGUAUAGAAGACAAGGGCAAUGCUUACCUUUUUGAAAUUAGGAUCUGCUUUAACAAAACGCUGGAGCUUGUAGACUGUGAUGGCAUUAAAAUGAAGACAUCUAUGGAUAGCCUCAUAACAAAUUGCCCACACGAUAAACCAAUUUUUUAUCCUAGUAAGCUGCCAUCACUGCCAGAAGGUAGAGAGAUAAGCUAUUCUCACUAUUCAGUCAAGUCACAAUGGCCACUGAGGCUGCUCAAGGUCAUACAGUUUCUACAGUGGUUCACAUUUUAGGAUAUGAAACAUGUUUUGUCUAUGGAGUAUUUUUCAACUUUAGUUGCAAAACCUUAAAUAUUUUACUAGUUGAAAAUGUACUGUGAUAUUUUUUGAGAUUUGUUGUAGUAAAAUAUGUCACUCAGACAUCAUAUUUAAUGUCAUGUGUCAUGUGGUUUCAUUUUACUAUGGGAGUUUCUAAUUAAUCUGUGAAAUGAUUAAAUGAAACGUAAUAUGUGUUGUUGCAAAUGAUGACUAGGGGAGACCGGGGACAAAAGUAAAAUUUUGCACAUUGAAUUUUUUUAUUACCUCCUUAUAAACUUUUGAAACAAAAGGAACUAAUGUGUGUGUUCUCUGAAGCUUUCCUAACAUAGAUGAAUUUAGUUCCACACAAAAUUACAUAUGUUUGGUAUUUGUAAAACUAAUUUUAAGGCAUCUGUGUUCCUGUUACUUGUGUCCCCGUUACCAGGGAUGAUAGUAACACAGGUAGGUUACAAAAGUAACAUAAUAAGUUAAGCCAUAUUUUAUUACCUAAAGGACUCAUACAGUAACUUAAAGUACAUUACCAUUACAAAACAUUAAUUAAACAUCAAUAAACUUCAAUUCUCAUUCAUUUACAAUUAUUAUAUUAAUUAAAAUAGCAAUUAAUAGCACUGAAUGAAUGCAGGCUUUAUGAGUAAAUGUUCAGUGAGUCAGUAAAAGAGAAAAGUAAUGCAUAUCUUAGUCCUAUUCAGAUUCACAAUUGUGGCACACGUAAAUAUUUCCCCCCUUUGGCACAAGCAACACGAGGCCAACCCUUACAUUCCCAACACUGAAUCCACUUCUCUUUGCGACAACUGUGAUGGAAAGACUCGACACAUACAAGGCAGUAGCUAUCAUUGUCUUCCGAUGAUGAUUCUUCAGGUUUUUUCUGUUUUUGCACUCUUGGCUGGCUGCUUUUUAAAUUUGGCUUCUUUUCCGCUUUUUUCACCCGGGAUGGGCCUUUAGUUCUUCUUCUAUAGCCAGUUUCUCUGGAAUGUCAGUCAAAAUUGCAGACUUUCUCCCUUUUCUUCCUUCUUGCCUUGGACCUGCUUUUGGUUACAGGCAAACACCUACGGGUGAAAAGGCUGCGUGAACUGAAAAAGAUGGUUGUAAACCACUAGGUCCUGCAUCACAGGCUGACAUGUGAAAGUGUUUUCUUGCAUAUUGCUACUGGAUCUGGAUUAGAUGUCCUUCCAGCUUCAGAUGGGUCACUAGAAAACGCUAAUGGUUCUGCUAAGGACAUAGUUUGCUUCCCAUAAUUGGAAGCUUGUGCUGGGCGAUCAGUGACAGAAGAUGGUGCAAAAUUGAUUUCACUGAACACAUUCCUAUUAAAUGGUACUAUGCCUGUGCAGUGAAACCAUGCUGCAAUGUUUUUGGGAGUUACAGCAAGUGGAAGUGCUUCCCUUACAAUUGAAGGGAUGUCAUAAAUUGACAUGGUCUUUCCUGGAUGAUUCUUGAUCCAGUUGUCAGCAAAAGCAUUCACCAUCUUUUUGAACAGACCAUAAACUGAAUGGUCUAGAGGCUGCAUCCUGUGUGUAUAGUGCAGUGGGAAUGACAGCAUAACAAUCCCCUUGCUUUUGCAAAAAUUCAGGCUUCUGAUGGAUGUAUGAGAUUUGUGAUUGUCGAGAAGCAGAAAACGUUUGUGCUCAGGAGUUGUUUUAGCAAAUUUUAUGAAAUGACGCAAGAAUAACAAAAGUUAUUCCUCUUGCAUCCAUCCACUCGCAUUUCCUGCUCCAAUGCAACCAAUAAGACUGUCUCGAAUAAAAUGGCCAUGAUACCUCAAGUGAGGGAAUACAAAGAGAGAUGGUGUGCUGUUACCCUGAGCGUUGAUGGCAAUAGCAACAGUGACAAGAGUGCCUCUUUCAGCCAAUGUGAUAGCUCCUACCUGCUUUAUUCCCCAUUUAGCAACAAUCCUGUUUGAUUUCUAAACAGUGGUGACAUCUGUCUCGUCCAUAUUCAAGAUGUCCAUGGUCUCUAAAUUAUAUCUCUCCAUAACGCUAGCCAGGUUGUUGAAAAAGGCAGCCACAUUUGUUGGAUUAAAGCUCAUUGCUCGAGCAAGACUUGUGGGUUGAGGCAACCGAAUAGAAAACUGGGGAUUCCUCUUCAUGAAUGCUGAAAAUCAGUCUGGACCAACAGUUUGAUUGUCCACCCAAGUUGAUGGAACUGGUAUAUUGCUUGUCGAUGCCAGUUCGUGAGCUAAUUUAUGGAUAUCUUUAGGGCAAAGUCCAUAAAAUAUCUCUGACACUUUAAUCACAUAUUCAGUUAUAAUUUUUUCUUGCUCAUCAGAGAACACUCAUUUUACACUUCUAUAUCAAACACGAGGCAUUGGUGUCCUGCUAUCAGGAAUACGUUUCUCUUUCUUUUUAAUGUACCAAUGCAAUGUCACAUGGCAUACAUUGUGUUUCUUUGUUGCUGCUCUAUUACUUAUAAUAUAAUUUGCAACAUAAUCUGCCACAGUUUGAUGUACAGUAGUAGGAGUUAGUCCUCUGUAGUCGUCCUAACCCGUGUUAGUUGCAUAAUUCCCUGUAACGAAAUAACUAAGUAAAUAAUCAGUCUGUUCAGUAAUAACGAGUUUGUUCAGCAAGACACUGCUACUCCUGACAGUAUCAUACCUAAUUUACUGUUUGCUAAGAGGAGAGGGGGGGGGGGGGCAA